Panonychus citri (citrus red mite) is the source of this 1885-nucleotide messenger RNA. It is a transcript of the gene wus, whose product is annotated as dnaJ homolog subfamily C member 22-like. Gene Ontology annotation, cellular component: early endosome; plasma membrane. The record is from RefSeq and is a predicted model, not a curated record. The coding region runs from base 624 to 1790 and encodes 388 amino acids. Gene Ontology annotation, biological process: endocytosis. NCBI's taxonomy places the organism in Eukaryota, Metazoa, Arthropoda, Arachnida, Trombidiformes, Tetranychidae. The transcript has 5 exons.
GGUUGACCAAGAAAAAGCUUUUCAAAAAAUCAAACAGCAAUCAAAAUGAAGACUGAAAUUAAUGGAAUUAAUUAAUCACACUGAUUACCAGAGACAAUUAAAGUCUAAUCACGUUCUAAAUUACGAUCACAAUUAACUCUUUCUUUUUCUGGUCAUUGUCCUCAAAAGUAUUGAUAAACUAAUGGAAAACAAACCAAAAAGUAUUGACUGGUAACUCGACUCGCCGACGUAUUAAUAAUUUAAUUGUUCCAAGAUAAUUAACUAAUCACCAUCAUCAUCAUCAUCAUGAUUCUAAUCAACUCAGAGAAUCAAUUGAAAAAUGAAAACCGAUCAAAAGUCAAUUGGAAUCAUUUUCACAAUCAAAACACAAAAAGGAAAACAUUUUUUUCUUGAUUGGGUGAAAAGACUCAUUGAAAUGAGAAACAAAUGGAAACAAAAAUCACAGAAUUACAAUUAUUGUUGACACAAUUGAAUUAAAAGUAACCAGGUAACCUGAUCAUCUCCAGAUCAACUUCAACUCUCACCAAUGGUUGAUCACAUUUGUUGUUUUCCAUUUUCAUGAUAAUGUUUCUUGACUAAUUAUUGAUUAUCGGUGUUAAUUAACUAAUUUGAUUGUUCUCACCAUGGGUAAAUCUGUGGCAAUUACGUAUCUCUGUUGGUUAAUUGGUGGAAUUUUUGGUUUCCACCAUUUUUAUCUUCAUAGGGAUAGACAUGGUUUCAUCUAUUGGUUGACCUUUGGUGGUUAUUUUGGCCUUUCAUGGGUACGAGAUUUAUGGAAGAUACCAGAAUAUGUGGCUGAUUAUAAUGAGGAUAAAGAUUAUAUGAAACAAUUAACGUUCAACAUGAAGAAUCAAAAAUCACCUUCAUCUGGAAUCAUCCGUCAUUGUGGUACUAUAAUUGUCGCUGAUAUUUUGGGCUAUUUGGCGAUAAGUGCAGUUCCAUAUGAGUAUUUUUCUCACAAUGAAGAUUUAAUCUUCUACAUAUACGCUUUUAUAUCGCCAAUCGCUUGUGCUCUAGGUGUUCACCUGGUUGGAAAUGUCGGCAGGCACCAAGGUAAUUUACUUCCAACUCUAAUCGGUGCUUAUUUAACGGCUCCGUUAUAUGUGGUAUUUGGUUCACAUUCGGUUUUUUGGACUUCUCUUUCGGCAUCCAUUUUCUUUUGUAAAUUCUCUAAGCGUUGGCGUCGCACUUAUCCCAAACGGAAGCCGCUCCGAAAACGAAUCGCCCUUUUAACUGGUGCUGGUCUAUUGUACUUAUCUUUAUAUGCAUCUUGGUUUUAUUUUAAUUGUUCCAUUGUGGAGAAACAUGAUGGUGAUGAUAUUAAAGAGGAAACAAUCAAGUGUAGAGAUGCCGCUGUUAACUUUUGGCGAUCUCCGGCCUUUGUUGACUUCCGUCGUACUCUUACCGAUCUUUGGACCUUUUUCAAGUUACAUGGAUGGAAGGGUUUGAAAGAGGAAAUAAUUAAGGCUUUUGAUCCUCAGGGUGAAGCUAAUGCUCUAAAUGUGCUCAAUGUAACCCAAAAAGCGACCCAAGAAGAGAUCACUUUGGCCUAUCGAAAGUUAGCUCGUGAAUGGCAUCCCGAUCGUCAUAAAGAUCCAAUUGAAAAGUCAAAUGCUCAGGAAAAGUUCAUAGAGAUUCAACAAGCUUAUGAAGUUUUAUCGAGGAUUAAAUUGCAACGAUUAAAACAGAAUAAAAAAGAUCGUGUAAUUAAUCAAGAUCAAAAUUCACAAUCAACACCAACACCUUCACAAACAACAAGUAUACCGAUGGCCGAUCGACAAGAUUUAUAAAUCUCAGCAACUUUUUAAUUGUCUACAUAAUCCCUGAUCUGAAAUUGUGUUUUAAUUACCAACAAGUGAAUCAAAUAUAUCAUUUUAUCAUUUUA